AUCAAUAGUAAGCUGCUGCAUCCAACUCUUGCCGACACGGAAUAUCGGAUCUCGCACACCGGGUUGAUGGCUGCUUGAUAUCCCUUCCGCCCCCCCUCCCGCCUUCUUGUCCCCUUCUUCUUCCUUUUCUUCUUCUUCUCCCUGUUUGCUUCUCGUACCGAUUGAUACACGGCUUCACUCUUUCGCCUGACCCAUUCUUUUUUUUGGCUUCCUCGGCGACUCGACAAGAUUCAACGAUGAAGUUCACAUUGCUCGCCGCUGCUGCGGCCGUGGCACUGGUGCGUGCCCAGACUACCGAACCCGACCCUGUGACGGAAUUCUGCACCAUGGGAGGAUCGUCGAUCGCGAUUUCAAACAAUAUUGCAUAUAUUUUCGGAGGUUGGGCAACUUACGAUGGCUACAACUCGUCGUUCAUUGGAUCCAACGACUUCCUUCGAGUGAUCGACUUCACCAAAUCCUUCCGAACCGGAGCUGAUGUCGCCGACUACGUUGAGAUGAUCGAGAUGCCUGAUAUCGUGCCGCGGGGCACGUUCGUGUCGUUCUGGCCGACCGACAACAACACACUGGACAUGUUCCACGGCUUCCACGAACCGACCGGCAUUCAGGUGGCCGAAAACGACACGGCGGCACUGAAGGUAUGGCCGCUGAAUGCGAAGCACGCCUUCGAUAUUGCGACCGAAACAUGGUCGGCCAAGACCGUGGCCAGCGCCGACCUCUCGAUGAUGGACAUCCCGGCGGACAAUAAUGGUGCGGUGCAAAAGCUGGCGACGAGGACCCAGGUGUGGGUCCCCGGCGCGAAGAAGGGCUUCGAGCUCGGUGGUGAAUCGUACAUGGAUAGCAACCAUACGAAUUGGCUGAAUUCGAGAGAAUUCUCGAAUCACAAUGGCCUGCUGGUGUACGAUCAGGCGACGGACUCGUGGACCAACGAGACCAUGCCUCUCAAGUACAUGCGGAACGGAGUUCUGGCCCAGCUUCAGACCGCCGAUGAUAACAUCCUGAUUGCGUUUGGAGGAUUCACCAGCGAACGUGGGACAACAAAUAAAAUGCGGAGUAUGCGCGAAUUCAGCAUCUACAGCACCAACCAGGCGCGUUGGUACUCUUUCGUUGUCCCGGAAGGCAGUACGAUCCCCGAUACCCUCGCUUCCAGCUGCUGGACAGUUGUCAGCUCACAGGACAACACCUCCCAUCAAAUAAUCACCUUCGGGGGUGAGCGCACACUGGAUGCCAUAUCCAACAACGAGGUCUGGGCGCUCACCAUCCCAUCGUUCGACUGGGUCCAGCUCGAAGGCAACGCCACCGAUCCUACCCGCGACCCUGGAGCGCGAACGCAGCCCAUCUGCGCCACCGUCGGUAACAGAUACAUGCUCACCUACGGUGGACGUGGUUCCGGCUGCGAUAAGGACGGCAACGCCGUAUUCCUCCUCGACAUCAGCCAGGGCAAAUGGGUGGACGACUUCAAGACCAACCAGGAGUAUCUUGUCCCCGACGCGGUUGUCGCCGUCAUCGGUGGAACUGGCAAAGGUGGCGCAACCAAACUCGCGCCCUCCGGCGGCUUCAACGACGCCGGCCUCGAAAAGCUGCUGACAUUCAACACGACGACGACGGGCUCGGCCAACGGGACCACAUCGUCGACAUCCGACUCCGGCAGCAGCGGCAGCUCCAGCAGCAGCUCCAACACAGGUGCGAUCGCGGGUGGCGUAGUCGGCGGUCUCGCUGCAAUCGCCAUCGUCGCGGGCAUAUUCUUCAUGAUCCGCCGCCGCCGGCAAAAAAACGAAUUAGCAGCGCAGCAGCAGCUGCCGCCAGGUCAGCACUCGUCCCCAAUCGUCGAGUUGAAGGCGCCGCUCCAUGCUCAGGAUUAUCACCACCAGCAGCAUACGCAGCCAGUGGAGAUGUAUAUGAACACCCCUAUAGACCCUCCCGUGGAGUUGAGCGCUGGUGACGCCCACGCCAGGGGAUUCCACGAGGCGCCGGCUUAUAAGUAGAUUCAUUCAUGUACUCUAUGUAGAGGACGACUGUCGAGUGGAUGGGGGAGGGAGGGGGUUUGUAUAUUUUAGGAUUUAAUGUAAUUCGGUUCGCAAUGUCAAAACGAGUGAUUCAUGCCGGUCG
Tricharina praecox is the source of this 2106-nucleotide messenger RNA. RefSeq lists its product as uncharacterized. The record is from RefSeq and is a predicted model, not a curated record. Gene Ontology annotation, molecular function: protein binding. Bases 237 to 1982 code for a protein of 581 amino acids. NCBI's taxonomy places the organism in Eukaryota, Fungi, Ascomycota, Pezizomycetes, Pezizales, Pyronemataceae. The transcript is spliced from 5 exons.